This is a messenger RNA of Aspergillus fijiensis CBS 313.89, 594 nucleotides long. RefSeq lists its product as uncharacterized. The record is from RefSeq and is a predicted model, not a curated record. The coding region runs from base 1 to 594 and encodes 197 amino acids. Lineage: Eukaryota; Fungi; Ascomycota; Eurotiomycetes; Eurotiales; Aspergillaceae. The transcript has 5 exons.
AUGCAUGUGGGCAAGGAUGGUGGGGAUGCAAGUAGUAAGCAAGCAGGCAGGCAGGCAGUAAUAUUGCUGCUGGUUUGUGUAUGGAUUGUAUUCGUGUGGAUGUGUUGUAUAAUAUCCGUGUUUUCUGACCGGCAUGAGGAUGGUUCUAGGGUGUGCACAGUGGCUGAGGCGGGAAGCAGGGAGGUGUUAAGGUCAGGGGGACGAACGGUGGAGGGGAUUAGGGAGGGAAGGAAGGGGAUGCUUGCGAUGGCAAUGUUACCUCAACAUAUAUAUACAGAAAGAGUACGUACUGAUCCUAUCCUACCACUUUCCAAUAUCCUGUACACCCGUCGCCUCGAUACUGUAGUCCUCUCUAGAGAAGAUGAAUCCUCCCACGGUAGGGAUGCUAUCAACCGCAUCGCUACCCCCUUCCCCUUCCCCUUCCCAAGACAGCGUCCCCAAAGCGCCAGGGCAAUCACCCCUCAAGACAGAGACCCAAACACCACCACCCCACCUGCUACAUCUUCAACCUCAUGCCCCGACACCCGUCUCAAAAAAGCAGCAACACCUCCCAAGCCAGCAAUCAAACAACCACUCAGCUCAACUCGACCCUAA